GAACAUGACAUUUAUAGUAACACUGUGUUUAACUGUACUGGUGUGCGCAUUGCGGAAUGUCGCAGCAGACUGCAUGGAUCGCGAUUUCGACGCGCUGUAUAUGCGACCGGAAGGCGAACAAUGGCAGCAAAGAUGCGACACAUGUCAAUGCAAGAGCGGAAAGAUUGAAUGUAGUGGUGGACCGAAAUGUGACAUUCCUUACGAUUCUUUAUUACGACAUUCCUGUCUUGAGUGGACUGAUGAUAGCUGUUGCUGUAAAAGGAAAGGCUGUAAGGCCAAUGGUAAACAAUAUGACGUAAAUGAAUGGAUGCCAAUGGACCCCUCUGGAUGCCAAGUUUGUCAAUGUCAAGAAGGAUUUAGAGGCGAAUGCAAAGCUUUUCUUAAUUGCAUGCCUGUAGCUUAGUUUGUGUCACGGUGCAGCAAUAUUUGGGAGACGUACAAUAAAUCUAAAAAAAAAAAUUAAAUAUCA
Lottia gigantea (owl limpet) is the source of this 469-nucleotide messenger RNA. RefSeq lists its product as hypothetical. The coding region runs from base 5 to 403 and encodes 132 amino acids. NCBI's taxonomy places the organism in Eukaryota, Metazoa, Mollusca, Gastropoda, Lottiidae. The transcript is spliced from 3 exons. The record is from RefSeq and is a predicted model, not a curated record.